Molecule: messenger RNA, 1718 nt
Organism: Cucumis sativus (cucumber)
Lineage: Eukaryota; Viridiplantae; Streptophyta; Magnoliopsida; Cucurbitales; Cucurbitaceae
Exons: 4
Coding region: 178-1257 (359 amino acids)
Source: RefSeq, a predicted model, not a curated record
UCUUUCUCCUUCGUACAUCUAUCCGUUAACCCUAACUUCCCUUCUCUCUCUCUCUGUCUCUCUCUCUCUCCUCUGUAACUUCGUCGCCAUUGGAAGAGAAAUUGCAAAAAAGAAAAAAAAGAAAAGAAAAAAAACGGUUCUACAUCCUUACUUUUUGUACCCAUUUCUGCUCCAAUAAUGGGCAAGUUACUUUGUGAUUCCACCACGGCUGUAGCCGAGUCUUUUCCGACCACCUCUCCGGCCGUUAAUUGGAGGGACCAGAACUCUUCCUCUGUCAUAGAUGCUAAUGGAGCUUUAGAUCUUCUUGACCAGACAACCGCAACCGCAACCGCCGUUGUACCUACUGCUUGGGAUGAUGUUCUUGGUCUCGAGGACCAGCAGAGGCGGCAGCUUCAGAGACUUCAUGCUAAAGGCGUUCUCUGGAAGCAUCCCGAGGAGAAUACUAUUGAUUCAUCCUCCUCUAUGUCUUUGAGAUCUGUUGUGUUUCGUCUCUCGCAUGGUGGUGAGGUGUCUUCUGAUGGAAACUGUUUGUUUACGGCUUCUCAUAAGGCUAUGAACAUGGCGCGUGAGGUCGACGCUCGGGAACUUCGACGGCGGACGGUCAGGCGAUUCUUGGACGAUUUUGGAUCUGCCAGAUUGGAGGAGGUUGAGGUCAUUAAUGAGGCGAUUAGGCAUCUAUAUUCUCCCGAUCUGAAGAAUGGAUGGGGAAUCCAUGUGGUUCAGGAGGUUAAAUUCUUGGCCAAGAAAGAGGAUCGGCCGGCAUUGGACGGAGCUAUCGAUGAGCUUGUUCAACUCGGCAUGCAGAGAGAAACGGCAGCGGAGUCGAUUUACAAAGAAAGAUGUAUUCCGAUCAACGACGGUGCGAGUUGGGCGAAAUACAUGUCAAUUUCCGGUUCCCUUGGGGAUGAAUUCGAUAUUAUAACUCUGCAAUACACAGAGGACGGGUUGUUAUCUGUGGAUGAGAACAGAGAAGGCCACGCCGCAGCUUUUGGGGAUGACAUAGCGAUUGAAUGUCUUGCAACAGAGUUCAAGCGUGAGAUAUACGUUGUGCAAGCACAUGGAUCCGACGCAAUGGUUGAUGAAGAAAAUUGCGUUUUCUUUCUUCCACACCGACCCAGGAGCGAAAUUUGCGAAGUUCCUUUCUUUCUAUUCAUGAAAGGAACAGGUUGGUGUGGCGCCGGAGCAGACCAUUACGAGCCUCUCAUCGCCCACUGUUCUUCAAUUGUUUCACAGGAAAAAGUGGCAAUGGUACUUUGAGGUUUCAAUCCUGCAAUUUUGUGGCUUAGAUUUGGAGUAGAGAAUUAAUUUAGCACGGUCUUAAUUUAUUUUUUAGGCUUGCAAUCAAGAUGGGAAGAAAUCAAAAUCUGGGUUGCAUUGCUUUCCAUUUUUUUUUUUGGGGGGGGGGGGUAGAGAAAGAAAUUGUUGUUAGAAAUCAAAUCAGUACGUACUUGUUUUGUCUGACUAACAUUUUGCAGGUUUUGCGCCUGCAGUUGAGCAGCUAUUGUGAGUUUUUUUCGGCCUUUUUUUCUUCAAAUUUGUUGUUGUUGUUGUUGUUUAAGUGAUUUUAUUAAUGAGAAAGAGAGUGCCUGUAGUAUAGACACUGGUAGAAGAGUUGAUUAUUUGGGGUCCAAAAUCCAGGAAGUUUACUGCUUUUUUUUGCUGUUGGUAUUGUAUUCUUAGUAUUUUUAAUGCUAAAAAAAGCCAACUAUUUUUUAUUC